Molecule: messenger RNA, 2555 nt
Organism: Balaenoptera ricei (Rice's whale)
Lineage: Eukaryota; Metazoa; Chordata; Mammalia; Artiodactyla; Balaenopteridae
Gene: LMNTD2
Product: lamin tail domain containing 2
Exons: 14
Coding region: 329-2407 (692 amino acids)
Biological process (GO): chromatin organization
Cellular component (GO): lamin filament
Molecular function (GO): structural constituent of chromatin
Source: RefSeq, a predicted model, not a curated record
ACAGGGACAUCACCGGCAAAGGACUAGCACCUCUGGGGACACUUGCACUAGGCUGGGGGGCAGAACUGCAGCUCCUGGAGGGCAAGGGUGACAGGGGGGAGAUGACAGGGAAUGUGUGAACACCCAAGUGACAUGGUGCCGGGAGUGGGGGUGACCUGCUGCCCUGGCCUGGUCAGAAACACGCAGGUGUGGACACCCACGUGACUGGCAGUGUGCUGUCCUGUGGGGCAGACACACACACACACAUACACACACACACACACACCCCUUCUUGGAGAGUGAUGCCCUGUGAACCAGCGGUGCCAUCUUGGGGCUGCCAUACACACGCAUGUGCGCUGGCCAUGUAAGGAGAGCCCUGCAGGGGUGCCCACACACGGGACCCAGGGCAGCCCUACCAUCCCUCCUCUCAGCUCCCUCAACAACAUCAAGAAUGGCCCCUGAAUCUUGUCAGGAGGCUGAAGAUGCCGAGGAAGAGGCUUUCCCAUCCCUGGUGGACCGAGAACUGGUCAGCGGCCACGUGGGGCCUCCAGCCAGCGCCUCUGCCGACCCUGGGGCUCCCGCGUGCCCUCAGGACACCAAGCCCAGCUCCACCAGGAUGGUCUCCUCCGUCAGCCCGCAGUCUGCCCCGGAGUCCCUGGACCCCCGCACCCUGCGGCUGCUGUGGAGGCAGCGAGAACUGGAGAUUCAGGCCCUGCGGUGGGCGAUUGAGAACCACCGGGAGGCCCGACACUGCCGUAUCCUGCAGGAAGUGGCUGGGCUUCCAGCCGAGAGGAGCUCGCGCAGUCGGAAGUUCUUGCAAAACCAGGUCCAAAAGCUGACUCUGGAGUUGGAAGAGCACAAGGAACAGGCCCAGAUGGAGAAGGCACACCUGGAGGAGCGGCUGCUGCAGACCGGAAACACGCUGCGGCAGCUGGAGGCCGAGUUGCAGGCCUUGCAGAAGUCCUGCCUCCUGCAGCUGGCCCGCUCCUCCUGGGUGGGCCGCAUGCUGCGGUCUUCCACGGGCAGUGUGGAGGUGGUGACGGCAGAGACCCUGAUGGACCCCAGUGACCUCUCUGAGAACGAUCGGUCCCCCACUGCUGGGGAGGGUUUCCGGCUGGAGGAUGUGGACUGGAACAGCAUCGCCCACCGGUACCCCAACCUCUUCACCGACCUCGAGUCCAGCUUGGAUCAAAAGCACCCCCGGGCCCCGCCGCUCCCGGAGCUCCCACCGGCCACACAGCCUGACCAGUGGAACUCAGAGCCGUACUGCUGGCAGAGGGAGCAUCGUCUCAAGAGCGUCGAGUGGAGCUCCCUGCCCCUGGUGGGCGCCAGCAGCUCUGGGGGUGCCGACUCCGAGUCCAGCAGCUGCCUGCUGGCUGCACGCUAUCACGUGCAGAAAGUGACAGGGGACCCUCUCCAGGCGCCAGGCCACACUGCAGAGCAGAGGGAGGCACAGGCACAGAGCCUCUGCGGGGACAGUCGAGCAGCGUGGGCAGGCCGCCUCUCCCUGGAUCUCCGGAAAACCCACUCGGACAGGCAGGGCAGCAAUGGCCAGGAGGCUGAGUCCUGUGCGGAUCCCCACCCCCGGCAUUCCGGGCGCUGUCCAAGCCCCGCGGGCUCCUGCCUGAAGAUCGUGGCGGUGAGCCGCCGCCGGAGGUUCGUGCGCAUCCUCAACCAUUCGCUGGAGGAGACGGCCGACCUGGGUGGCUUCGUGCUGCAGCAGCUGGUGCGCGACUUCCCCGUGUGCAUGUACCGCUUCCCGCCCAGCACGCUGCUGGAGCCAAGGCACCACAUCACGGUGUGGGGCGAGGCGCCCGGCAGCACCAAGCGGCAGCCACCCUCCUCCUUGGGCCAGGAGCCCGUCCACUUCCACUCCAGCCGGGGCUGCGUGACCCUCCUCCUGAACCCCCAAGGCGAGGUCCUCAGCGAGCACCAGGCCGCGCACUGCGUGACCCCCGUGUGUAGGAUCUUCUCCGACAACACCGACUUGUCCAUCGACCGUUUCCCGCUCUCAGAGGCCCGGCCCGGUGCCGACCUCGCGGAGCAGCAGCCCCUGCCUCGACUCCCGCGCAAGGGUCGGGUGCAGGAGGCCCGGGCCGGGCGCCGGAGGCCGGGGACGCGGGUCCAGUUGCCCCGCCUGAGCACCAGCAAGCUCCUCCGCCAGCGAGAGGUGCCAGCGCGGCCCGAGGGCGCCGCCGAGACGCACCCAGAGCUCCUGCCCGCCAGCCCCAUCCCCAUCCCCGAGGCAGGGCUGGGCCUCGAGGACUGCCAGGCUAGGAAGGAACUCAAGGUCCGGGUGCGCCGGAAGAGCGUGGACCGCGGUUGUCCGAUGGUGGCGCUUUCGGUGCAGAGCACGGCCGAGAGCAGGUUCGGCUUCCGCUUCCUCAGCUGCCCGCCCAUCACCGCGGACUCGCGCUGGCCGGUGUAGGGCCGGGCAGGGCGGCGGCACCCGCGCCUGUGCUCCCGCGUCUCCACGACUGUGGCUGCGGAGCGGGGCGGGGAGAAAGCGCCGGAGGCAGGCGGUGCCAGCUGCAUAGUUUAUUGAACCAACGCCGCCUACCAACUAAACCGCAUUU